Messenger RNA from Saccharomyces kudriavzevii IFO 1802, 615 nucleotides. RefSeq names its product Pml1p (gene PML1). Gene Ontology annotation, cellular component: nucleus. Gene Ontology annotation, molecular function: mRNA binding; protein binding. The record is from RefSeq and is a predicted model, not a curated record. NCBI's taxonomy places the organism in Eukaryota, Fungi, Ascomycota, Saccharomycetes, Saccharomycetales, Saccharomycetaceae. Gene Ontology annotation, biological process: mRNA splicing, via spliceosome; maintenance of RNA location. Bases 1 to 615 code for a protein of 204 amino acids. The transcript has a single exon.
AUGUUCCACAGACGUAAGAGGCCUUUUGAUACAAGGUAUUCCGGCUAUGGUAGCAAAAAAUUAAAGUUGCAGUAUUCUGAUAUCCUACCUGACUUCAGACCAUCCGGCCUAUUGGAGCUGGAUUCUAAUAAUAAGGAGGGUAUAGCUUUGAAGCAUGUGGAGCCGCAAGACGCUAUUUCUCCAGAUGAGUACAUGGAUAGGUUGGGCUUGGAUCCGCGAGAUAGGACUGUCUAUGAACUGAUAGUGUACAGAAAGAAUGACAAGGAUAAGAUGCCGUGGAAAAGAUAUGAUUUGAAUGAGAAGAGCUGUUAUUUAGUCGGUCGUGAGCUGGGUCGCAGUCUGGACGCGGCUUCUGACGAUAGGAAGGAAACGGUGGUCGCAGAUAUAGGUAUACCCGAAGAAACAUCAUCGAAGCAACACUGCGUUAUCCAGUUUAGAAACGUUCACAAUGCUUUGAAAUGCUAUGUCAUGGAUUUGGACUCCUCCAAUGGCACCUGCUUGAAUAAAGUUGUGGCGCCUAGGGCCAGGUACAUAGAACUACGAAGUGGUGAUGUCCUGACCCUUACGGAAUUCGAAGAGGAUACGGAUUAUGAACUUGUUUUUAUGAAUGUAUAA